Cuscuta campestris is the source of this 1197-nucleotide messenger RNA. Lineage: Eukaryota; Viridiplantae; Streptophyta; Magnoliopsida; Solanales; Convolvulaceae. The record is from the annotation of a GenBank genome assembly.
GUGGAGUAUGGAACUAUUUCUCCUCUUGGCGUCAACCAAACGGGGAUCCUGAUAAAUGGGCAAUUUCCGGGACCGGAAGUUAACGUCGUUACUAAUGACAACGUUAUCGUUAAUGUGUUUAAUCAUUUAGAUGAGCCUAUACUUUUCACAUGGAACGGGAUAAAGCAGAGAAGGAGCUCGUGGACAGACGGAGUCCCGGGGACAAACUGUCCCAUUCUUCCAAACACAAACUGGACAUAUAACAUGCAGAUGAAAGAUCAAAUUGGGACUUACACUUAUUUUCUCUCAACUCAGUUGCAAAGGGCAGUCGGCGGGUAUGGUGCCCUAAACAUAGGACGCAGGUCCGUUAUUCCCAUUCCCUACGCGGAGCCUUCCGCCAAUUUCACUAUCCUUGUCAGCGACUGGUGGACCACCGACCACAAGGUACUACGAAGACUACUUGACAUCGGAAAGCCUUUCCCACCCCCCAAUGGCCUUCUCAUCAAUGGACUCCCUAACAAUCGAGUCGCCUUCACCGCCAAUAAAGGAAAAACAUACAUGUUUAGGGUUUCAAACAUUGGCAUGACAACGUCAAUCAACUUUAGAAUCCAAGACCAUAAUUUGCAACUAGUGGAAGUUGAAGGUGCACACACGGUACAAAACGUGUAUGACUCAUUUGACAUCCACGUUGGUCAGUCUGUGGCGUUUUUGGUAACUCUAAACGCCACAAACGUUAAGGACUACUACGUGGUCGCUUCAAGCCGUUUUGAAAGUUCCCUACUGAAUGCAACCGCAACACUUCACUAUAAUGGUUCCACGAUGAAAGUCUCCGGGCCAUUGCCCAAUCCACCAAAUGGUCAAUAUCCCUGGUCAAUGAAUCAAGCCAAAAGUAUAAGGUGGAAUUUGACGGCGAAUGCGGCAAGGCCGAAUCCACAAGGAUCGUUCCAUUACGGGACGAUCCCUAUAACGAGGACGUGGGUGUUAGCCAACUCUAAAGAAAAUAUAAACGGGACAACACAAUUCCGAAGAUACCCUUCAAUCUUAUCACCUUGAUGGCCAAGAUUUUUGGCCCGUUGGGUAUGAGAUGGGUGUGUGGACGAAUACGUCUAGACAAAAAUACAAUCUAGUUGAUGCCACAACUAGAUACACAGUACAGGUGUAUCCAAAAUCUUGGAGUGCCAUAUUGGUGUCCUUAGACAACAAAGGGAUGUGGAAUCU